Messenger RNA from Alternaria postmessia, 804 nucleotides. RefSeq lists its product as uncharacterized. Gene Ontology annotation, cellular component: cell wall. Bases 1 to 804 code for a protein of 267 amino acids. The transcript is spliced from 3 exons. Gene Ontology annotation, molecular function: manganese ion binding. The record is from RefSeq and is a predicted model, not a curated record. Lineage: Eukaryota; Fungi; Ascomycota; Dothideomycetes; Pleosporales; Pleosporaceae.
AUGUUCACCAUCACCAAAGUCAUCGUCGCUUCGCUCGCUCUCGGUGCCGUCCAGGCCCUUCCCCAGCGUCUUGGGGCAAGGCAAGAUAUGGUCGCUAGUGCCAGCUCUGCUGCCCCAGCAGCAGCCUCUUCGCCGGCUGUCAACUUUGGUGCCCUCCUGACAGCCCCUACCGCUGUCAAGCGUUUCCAGCAGCUCCUGACUACAGGACCACCGGACAACGCAGAGCUCCUCACUGGAAAGGAUCUCCGCAAGGCGACUGUCUUCACGUUCAGCAACACUACUACGCCGCCCAAGGGCUCAACCGGUGGUGUUGCGGUUCAAGCUAACAUCGAGAAAUUCCCCAUCCUUACCGGCCUUGGUAUCAGCACCACUGUCGGCUUCCUCAAGCCCUGCGGAAUCAACUCUCCUCACGUGCAUCCACGGGCCACGGAGUUCCUUACCCUCGUCGAAGGUGACAACCUUGAGUUUGGUUACGUCCUAGAGAAUGCUAUUGUUGGACCCAUGAAGAACCCAGAAGUCGCAGGCUACCUCCACAAGUUCGACGGCACUGUCUUCCCCCAAGGCUCCAUCCACUACCAGUUCAACAACAACUGCGAAGAUGCGACUUUCGUGGCAACUCUCAACUCUGAGGACCCAGGUACCAGUCAAAUUGCGCAGAACUUCUUUGCCCUUAACCCUCAAGUGGUUGACGCUACCCUGAACGCCACUCAAAUCAACGGCAAGGACAUCGACAAGUUCGCCAAGACCCUUCCGGCAAACCUCGUCCAGGACGUCAAGGUCUGCUUGGCCAAGUGCGGGUACUAA